Messenger RNA from Sorex fumeus (smoky shrew), 993 nucleotides. Its product is annotated as GTPase IMAP family member 2-like. NCBI's taxonomy places the organism in Eukaryota, Metazoa, Chordata, Mammalia, Eulipotyphla, Soricidae. The record is from RefSeq and is a predicted model, not a curated record. The transcript has a single exon. Gene Ontology annotation, cellular component: endoplasmic reticulum. The coding region runs from base 1 to 993 and encodes 330 amino acids. Gene Ontology annotation, molecular function: GTP binding.
AUGAAGAGCCAAAACACCAGAGGAUCAGAGCUGAGAAUCAUUCUGGUGGGUAAGUCAGGGACUGGCAAAAGUGCAACUGGAAACAGCAUCCUAAGAAAACAAGCAUUUGAGUCCAGACUGGGGGCCCAGGGCAUCACGAAGACGUGCAGUGAAAGUUGGGGCAAGUGGGAAGAAACUAAUGUGCUCAUUGUGGACACACCGGAUGUAUUUUCUGAGGAGGGUCACUCGGAUGCCCUGUACAAAGAGGUGCAGAGGUGCUACUGGCUUUCCGCACCAGGACCCCAUGUUUUGAUCCUAGUGAUACAGCUCGGCCGGUUCACCACCCAGGACCAGAAGGCCGUGCAGAGAGUGAAAGAGAUUUUCGGAGAGGAAGCCCUGGCACACACCAUUAUCCUCUUCACACACAAGGAAGACCUUGAAGGAGACUCCUUGAUGGAGUACAUCCACAGCACAGAUAACCAAGCCCUCCGGGAGCUGGUGGCAGUGUGCGGGGGACGAGUAUGUGCCUUCAACAACCAUGCCAAAGGGGGCAAUCAGGAUGAGCAAAUAAAGGAUCUGAUGGCAGUGAUCCAAGGUCUGGUGAUGGAGAAAGGUGGUAACCACUACACCAAUCUACUGUACGGCCUGGGAACAGGAUCAGAAUUUGAACCCGUGUGCUCAGAGGACAGAUUGCAGGAUUUCAAAGGGCAUCUGAGAAAGUCCAGGGAGACUCGGCGAUGCCAUUCAACCAUGGUUGCCGUCAAGUGCCUAGGAAGAGCCUUGACCAAAAUGCUAGUGUGUCUUUUAUUUUUUCUUCAUUUGUUUGGGAAACUCCUAAUUAUGUUCUGUGGAAUCUCCAAAGUGUGCCCCCUUCCUCUCUGCUUAUUCUUUACUAUGUGCUCUUGGUUCUGUAGCUUCCUGUUAAUUAUACCCAAAAAAUUAAUGAUAAUUUUGAGAAAUACCACUGGACAUGCAAGUGUCCCAGAUCAUAGCUUUAGAUCAGUAAUUGUUUAG